This is a messenger RNA of Durio zibethinus, 1933 nucleotides long. The record is from RefSeq and is a predicted model, not a curated record. Lineage: Eukaryota; Viridiplantae; Streptophyta; Magnoliopsida; Malvales; Malvaceae.
AGCACUCCAGCACGAAAUCUCCAAAAAUAAAACCAAGCGACUCAAUAAUUCAACAUUUCACAAACCAAUAAAAUGUGCAGUUCGAAUUCGACCCGACUUCUCGUGAAAAGCGACAUACAUGGUUUUUGGUCAGCGCUUGUAUAAAAACCAAGAAAAAGAAGAGCAUAGGACAAAAUCAGCAACGCAAGAACAAAGGAGGGUAUGCUUUAGAAGAACACAGAAAGAAAGGGUAAAAACACCAGGGCAGCUAAACCGUGAAGGAUAUGGCUAAUUGCGUAUUGACUCCAACCUCUAUUCAAUUUCAUUCGCACAGAACUGGAUUCCUACGAUGUUUCUCUGAGUCACUUGUCAAGUUUCCCCUCCCGCCUGCUAUUCGUCCUCGUUUAACUCCGAGAAUCUUUUGUAAUUACGAUGAUACCAAUCGCAACAACCAGACACAGUCCUCUGCAGUUCAGCUCUAUCGUGAUAUUGAGAGAUUGCUUACAGACACUGUAAGGCAAUCGCAAGGUGCUUGGGGUGGUUCAAGUGAUUGGAGCCAAGUCGAGGGAGCAUGGGUUCUUAAACCGAAAGGCUCAAAACCUAAGUCAGUUGUUCAUUUUGUUGGUGGUAUAUUUGUUGGAGCUGCUCCCCAGCUUACAUAUCGAUUGUUUCUGGAGCGCCUUUCAGAAAAGGGCGCUUUGGUGAUUGCAACACCAUAUGCUAGUGGGUUUGAUUAUUUCUUCAUUGCUGAUGAAGUCCAGUUCAAAUUCGACAGGUGUUUACGGUUUCUACAAGACACAGUGCAUGAUCUUCCUACAUUUGGUAUCGGCCAUUCUUUGGGUUCUGUUAUCCACCUUUUGAUUGGUAGUUCAAGAUAUGCCGUGCAAAGAAGUGGGAAUGUAUUAAUGGCAUUCAACAACAAGGAAGCAAGCUUAGCUAUCCCCUUGUUCUCACCCGUUCUUGUGCCAAUGGCCCAAAGUGUUGGACCAUUUUUCUCACAAAUUGCGUCGUCGCCUACAAUCCGCAUGGGGGCUGAGAUGACACUAAAGCAAAUAGAGAGCCUUAGUCCUCCCAUUAUGAAGCAGGUUCUUCCUUUAGUUGAGCAACUUCCCCCCUUGUACAUGGACUUAGUCAAGGGAAGAGAAGAUUUUAGUCCAAAACCAGAAGAAACUCGACGACUUAUAAAGUCAUACUAUGGCAUUUCAAGAAAUCUUCUAAUAAAGUUCAAGGAUGAUUCAAUAGAUGAAACUCCAAACUUGGCUCAGGUGCUAAGUUCAGAGUCAGCUAUUAGCUCAAUGCUAGACAUGUCAAUUCGAUUGUUGCCAGGAGAUCAUGGGCUUCCUCUACAACAAGCUCUACCAGAUGUUCCACCUGCAAUGGCUGAUGCAGUAAAUCGUGGAAGCGAGUUUUUGGCGAAUCUGACUGUCGGAACACCAUGGGAGACUGUUGCCAAAGAAGUCAGCAAUACAUUAGGUGUGGACUCGACUGUUCUUCGUGCAGAAAUUUCAAAGGACAUAAACAAUCUUGUGGACGUAAUCACUUCUUGGAUGGCUUCAAAUUCAGGUGCAAAACUUUUAAGGCCCUGAUGAGUAGGAUAGAUAUCGAACUAAAAUCAACAAGGAACUGUUUUGAUGGUACUGGCAAGGAGCUGAUUGCAAGCUACAAUAUUAGAAUAUUGCCACAGAUUCACCCCUCUUUGACAUUUAUAUCAUGCCAGAGAUGUCCAGUUUCAGAAAUGACUUGACAGAACUUCCACCAAUUUGUAAUUAGAAUGUCUGUGUAUAUGCUUUGUUUAUUAGAAAUAUGAAAAAGAUAAAUAAAAAAGAGAAAUAAAAUUUCGAUGCUAUUUUAUGUUACAUAAAUACAACCAGUUUAUAUUCUUUUGUUUAGUUUUUGUUAUUUGCUUGUAUCAUAAAAUUCCUAUCAUAAAGACAAUGCAAAUUAGAACUUUAUU